Molecule: messenger RNA, 4035 nt
Organism: Solea solea (common sole)
Lineage: Eukaryota; Metazoa; Chordata; Actinopteri; Pleuronectiformes; Soleidae
Gene: slc6a2
Product: solute carrier family 6 member 2
Exons: 15
Coding region: 263-2140 (625 amino acids)
Biological process (GO): dopamine uptake involved in synaptic transmission; sodium ion transmembrane transport
Cellular component (GO): presynaptic membrane; neuron projection; neuronal cell body membrane
Molecular function (GO): norepinephrine:sodium symporter activity; dopamine:sodium symporter activity
Source: RefSeq, a predicted model, not a curated record
AAGUUCCUUCAGAAUGGGCUGUCGUCCCUCAGACGCGCCUGGACAACAUCAGCGGCGGGUCAUGGAGAGGUGUCCGUAGUUUUAACAACCCCACGCACGUGGAUGUCUCUGUUGUAGACUCCUCGAUCCAGGUUUUUGCCGGCGGGAUUGCUGCCCUCACUCAACGGCAUCGACAGCAACCGUCACCUCCGACCAGAACCCACAGGGUGGGGGGCCGUGAGAGCAUCUGGCCAGCGUGGGCAUCGUACGCACCGCAGGGAAGAUGAAUAUCCAGGUUCUGCCAGAACAUAAGCUCUCGUCGGUGGCCCCGCUGAAACAGUGCAAUGUGGAGAAAAAAGAGGUAGAACUGUUACUGGUGAAGGACCAGAAUGGCGUCCAGUACACCAGUUCCUCCAUCCUUCCUACGCCUGGCUGCGGCGCAGGUCCUCCCGGAUCCACCACCGAGAUCGAACGAGAAACUUGGGGCAAGAAAAUAGACUUUCUCUUGUCGGUCAUUGGCUUCGCGGUAGAUCUAGCCAAUGUUUGGAGAUUUCCUUACUUGUGCUACAAAAAUGGAGGAGGUGCCUUUUUGAUCCCCUACAUUCUUUUCUUGGUCAUUGCGGGGAUGCCAUUGUUCUAUAUGGAACUUGCCUUGGGCCAGUAUAAUAGGGAAGGGGCAGCAACAGUUUGGAAAAUAUGCCCCGUCUUUAAAGGUGUGGGCUACACUGUGAUCAUCAUAGCACUGUACGUAGGUUUCUACUACAAUGUCAUCAUUGCCUGGUCCCUCCACUACCUGUUCUCCUCCAUGACACGCGAUCUUCCGUGGCUCAACUGUGGCAACAGCUGGAACAGUGAGAACUGCACCAGCCCAGAAUCUAUUAACGGAUCCGUCCUGGGAAAUGGAACUUCCUAUGCCAAGUACAAGAUCACCCCGGCAGCUGAGUACUAUGAGCGGGGUGUGCUGCAUCUCCAUGAAAGUAGGGGCAUCCAUGACCUGGGCCCGCCUCGCUGGGACCUGUCACUAUGUCUGGUUGUGGUGGUCUUCAUCCUCUUCUUCAGCCUGUGGAAAGGUGUCAAGUCCUCGGGGAAGGUGGUGUACAUCACAGCUACCAUGCCCUACGUUGUCCUUUUUGUGUUGCUGAUCCGAGGCAUAACUCUACCAGGGUCCAUGGACGGCAUCAGGGCCUACCUACACAUCGAUUUCAAGCGACUCAACAAUCUGGAGGUGUGGAUUGAUGCUGCCACACAGAUAUUCUACUCACUAGGAGCAGGAUUCGGUGUGCUCAUUGCAUUUGCCAGUUACAACAAAUUUGACAACAACUGCUACAGGGAUGCUCUGUUGACCAGUACAGUGAACUGUGUCACAAGUUUCUUCUCAGGGUUUGUCAUCUUCUCUGUGCUCGGAUACAUGGCGUACAAACAUGGGGUGAAAAUAGAGGACGUGGCAACAGAGGGGGCAGGACUGGUGUUUAUCAUCUACCCUGAGGCAAUUGCUACAUUGCCAGGCUCGACGUUCUGGGCCAUCGUAUUCUUUGUUAUGCUACUGACUCUGGGCAUUGACAGUGCGAUGGGUGGCAUGGAGGCUGUCAUCACAGGCCUGACGGAUGACUUUAAGAUCCUCAAGAGACAUAGGAAACUCUUCACCUUCGCCACAGCCUUUGGAACCUUCCUGCUUGCCCUGCUCUGCGUCACAAAUGGUGGGAUCUAUGUGCUGACCUUGCUGGAUAAGUAUGCAGCGGGGACUUCUAUACUAUUCGGUGUGUUGAUCGAGGCCAUUGGAGUGUCAUGGUUUUACGGUGUGGACCGCUUCAGUGAAGACAUCGAGCGGAUGAUGGGCUUUAAACCAGGACUCUAUUGGAGGCUGUGCUGGAAGUUUGUCAGUCCAGCGUUUCUUUUGUUUGUGGUUAUAGCCAGUGCUGUAACAUCAUCGGGCCUUAAGUAUGAUGAUUACACCUUCCCUUAUUGGGCCAACUACGUCGGCUGGGGCGUGGCCAUGUCCUCCAUGAUGUUUGUCCCCCUCUAUGCUAUAUAUAAAUUCCUCAGCGUACCAGGAACAAUCAAACAGAGGAUAGCCCUUUGUAUCACUCCAGAGCAUGAACAUCAUUUGGUGGCUGAUGGAAAUAUACGGCAAUUUAAACUCAGUCAUUGGUUGGCCAUCUGAGGACACAAACCCAUACUUCUCCUAUCCAUUCUCACGUCAGUUGUGUGGACUUCCUGUGUGCUACCAGUGAUACAACUCAUGAGGAGAGCAACAGGCUCCAUCAUCUCUGAGCAGAUUUACCACCCAAGGCAUUUGUUGUCAACUGCAGCGUCAAGCGCUGUCAUGCUUAUUCAUAUUUUGAAACCAUUGUACCACCUCAGUCUCAUAAGGGAGGGGCACACUGCCCAUGGACAUUAAUAUGAUUUUGUUUAUUCUGAUUAUUCAUUAUUAUAAUAUUUAAUUUCUAUAGUUUGUGAUGUGACUCUUAUCUCCUAAAGGGAUAGAAACUAAAAUACAAUCCAAAACCAACCCCCUUGUCCCUAAUCCUGUACAGGAGACAACGUGUUCCCGCAUUUAGAAUUGUUUUGGGGCAUGUGGUUAUUUAUUAUCACGUUAAUAAUGUCACCUGUUAUUUUGUCUGAGGGGCUUAUACGUGUCAGUGCCUUAUCAAGCAAGACACUCCAUGUUUUUUUUAACAGUCCGUACAGGGACAAAUCAAAUAAAAACUUUGUUGACUCAGGAACCCACGAAAUCAAACAACAGUCAUCAUCUCGCUGUUGAUCUUGGUCCUUUGGUCCUUUGAUAUUCAAGUGAAGGAGCUGUAAGCAUCAAGGAGCGCUCCUUAGCAAAGACAAAACAGGCCUGAUAUAACGCUUUAGUGUGACGUUGAAUGUUUGAGGAAAGGGAGUAUUGCUCAGCAGUUAAAAAAAAAAAAAAAAAAAAUGAUGCUUUGAAAGGCCAGACAUCCAGGGUGAGGCUGAACCUGGUCAGUUAGGAAGCAAAAUAAUUCAGCAAAACAAAUGGCUCAACUGUUACAGCUUUGUAUUCUUGUUACAUGGUGUUUUCUUAUAUUGAUUUCAUCUGUUAUAUGCUUGUGAGGGAUAUUUGUGGCUUCUUUUUUUUUCCCCAGGGAGAGCAUUCAGAUUGUGUGGUCAGCGAUACGGUGCUGCUGUUAGAUUAGAGCAGGGGUGUCAAACUCAUUUUAUUCCAGGGGUCACGUAAAGCACAAUUUGAUCUCAAGUGGGCCGGACCAGUAAAAUAAUAGCAUAAUAACCUAUAAACACCAAGAAGUCCAAAUUGUUCCCUUUGUUUUACAUUUAAUGAAGUAUCUUUUGGAAAAAUAAGUGUACGUGUGCAUAACAACACACGUAUGUGGAACUGAAAAAUAUAUGAUCAGAUUAUAUUUGUCCCACGGGCCAUAUGUUUGACACCCCUGAAUUAGAGUGACCGCAACAUACCUCCCCCACUGCACCGUUCUAUUAACUACAAUGUUAAGUAGUUGAUUUAUAACUCCUGUAUGUUUCAUCAACACAUUUUUGUGAUGUUGAUCUUUUUUUCAUUACCUUAGAAGUGCCAAUUUGAUGUUUUUUUAUUAUCUUCUGAUUUCCCAUUAUUUAUUGGAUUGAAGUGGAGGUGAAUCAUAAAAGAACUCCCUUCCUGAAAGGAAUAAAGCCACAAAGAAAAAAAUCCAACAAACUUAAAAAUAGAUGUGGAAUAUAUAAGAAGAUAUAAAAUAUAUAGAUAUAUUCUUUUGUUAUAUCUAAUCUUGUAUUUAUCAAAUUGUUUAUAAAAAAAAACGUGAAUGUAAAGUAUUUUAAACGUAACUGUCCACUGUCAUGACAUUGUGUUUGAUGUAUAGCUAAGAUGGACUAUUAAGAAAAAAAAAAUAUUCUAUGGUCUAAUCCUGGGUUAAUUUGUCACAUACAAUUGUGAACUAAUAUGCCCUGGCUUUCCUGGACUGUGUUUACAAAAUACUGUGUACAAUACCAAUGUCCUGUUGAACGUGAGUGACAACUAUCUAUGAAGAAGUCUAAAGUAUAAAAGAAUAUGAUAAUAAAGAAUUUCUUCUACACACA